GGAUUACGCAUAGUGCGGGUUUUGACGGCCUUGAAUAUAAAAGGAAUGAACACUUUGGCAUCAUACCUUCUCCCGCCGGCCUCUCGAACUCAUUCUCUCAGCUUAUCUCUCAUUAACGCUACUCCAUUUCAUUUCUCUAAUUUGCUGCUUUGAGCUUCUGUAAUUCUGUUUGGCCUAUGAAAUUAGACAGAUAUUCCGAAGACAAAUUGUAGUAGACGAUUACUUGUGACUCGAACACGAUCUGUAUCAGCUAUGGAAAAAGAUCAGCAGCAUGAAGAAGACAAUGUAGCUAGUCUAAAGCAACAAUUGGCAAAACUUUUCGAAGUUUCACUAAAGAUAGUAGUCCCUGAUGAGUCAGAUUUAGAACCUCUGAUUGCUGCUUGUAAUCCAAAAUUUGGUGACUACCAGUGCAAUAAUGCCAUGAAUGUAUGGGCUAAAAUAAAAGGCAAAGGCUCAUCGUAUAAAGGUCCACAGCCUGUUGGAACGGCUAUUAUGUCCAAUCUUCCUCCAUCUGAAAUGAUUGAAUCAACCAGUCUAGCUGGACCUGGCUUUGUUAAUGUCAAGUUGUCAACACAAUGGAUAGCCAAGAACAUACACAAAAUGCUGAUAAGUGGUAUUGACAUCUGGGCACCAAGGCUUCCAUUAAAAAGAGCUGUGGUGGACUUUUCAUCACCUAACAUUGCUAAAGAAAUGCAUGUUGGACACUUGAGAUCUACUAUAAUUGGAGACACUUUAGCCCGUAUGCUUGAGUUUUCUAAUGUUGACGUUUUGCGUAGAAACCAUGUUGGUGAUUGGGGAACACAGUUUGGUAUGUUAAUUGAACAUCUUUUUCAAGAGUGUCCAAACUGGGAAGAUUCAGGCGAUCAGGCUAUUGGAAAUCUUGAGGCCUUCUACAAGGAAUCUAAGAAAAGGUUUGAUAGUGACCCUGAAUUCAAGGAGAGGGCACAACAAGCAGUUGUCAGCCUUCAGGGUGGUGAAGAGAAAUAUAAGAAAGCAUGGGCACAAAUAUGUGAGAUCAGCCGAAAAGGAUAUGAAAAGGUUUAUGAGCGGUUAGAAAUCAGUUUGGAGGAAAAGGGUGAAAGUUUUUAUAAUCCCUAUAUUCCUGGAGUUCUAAAGGAACUUAGUGAUAAAGGUUUAAUUGAAGAAAGUGAGGGUGCUCGAGUGAUCUUUAUUGAGGGGAAAAGUUACCCUUUUAUUGUUGUGAAGAAGGAUGGUGGUUUCAACUAUGCUUCUACUGAUCUUACUGCUCUUUGGUAUCGUCUUAAUGAAGAAAAGGCGGAAUGGAUCAUUUAUAUUACUGAUGUUGGCCAAAGAGAACACUUUGAAAUGCUAUUCACGUCUGCCAAGCGUGCAGGUUGGCUUCCAACUGUGGCUAACAGUUACCCUAAAGUUAGCCACGUGGGAUUUGGACUUGUUCUUGGAGAUGAUGGAAAACGAUUUCGAACUCGAAGUACAGAGGUGGUUAAGUUAGUUGAUUUACUUGAUGAAGCUAAGACUCGCUGCAGAGCAGCUUUGGUUGAACGAGGUAAGGCUGAAGAAUGGUCAGAAGAAGAGCUUGAGCAGACUGCUGAGGCAGUUGGUUAUGGGGCUGUUAAAUAUGCUGACUUAAAGAACAACAGAUUGACAAAUUACACAUUUAAUUUUGAUCAGAUGCUGAAUGAUAAGGGAAAUACUGCUGUAUAUUUGCUGUACGCUCAUGCUCGAAUUUGUUCUAUCAUUCGGAAGUCUGGUAAAGACAUAGAGGAAUUGAAGAAAACAGGAGAGGUAGUGUUUGGUCCCCAAGAUAAAAUUGAAGGAAGCUCUGAGCGUGAAUUGGGGCUUCAUAUACUACAAUUUCCCGAGGCUGUUGAGGAAGCUUGUAUCAAUCUGUUGCCAAAUGUGUUGUGCGAAUACUUGUACAACUUAACAGAGUUCUUCACCAAAUUCUAUACAAAUUGCAAGGUUGUGGGGUCUGAUGAAGAGACGAGCAGGCUUUUGCUAUGUGAAGCAACAGCAGUAGUGAUGCGAAAGUGCUUUGAUUUGCUUGGAAUUAAACCGGUCUACAGGAUAUGAGGAUAUUUUAUAUUAAAUGUCAUCAGCAGCAGGCAGACAGGUAACAUAAUAGAAUAUUUAUAUUUUGGGCCGAGAGAGCGGUUGAAAGACAUUACUGUUUAUUUUAUUUAAAUUUCUUGAUAUUUUUGUUGAAGUGUUAUUAUAACCAUCACUCUGAAAAAUCAUUGUUUACAUUUUAUCCUUUAUUUCAGUGGCUUA
Messenger RNA from Impatiens glandulifera, 2250 nucleotides. RefSeq names its product arginine--tRNA ligase, cytoplasmic-like. Lineage: Eukaryota; Viridiplantae; Streptophyta; Magnoliopsida; Ericales; Balsaminaceae. Gene Ontology annotation, biological process: arginyl-tRNA aminoacylation. The record is from RefSeq and is a predicted model, not a curated record. Gene Ontology annotation, molecular function: arginine-tRNA ligase activity; ATP binding. Gene Ontology annotation, cellular component: cytoplasm. The transcript has 18 exons. The coding region runs from base 253 to 2052 and encodes 599 amino acids.